AUGCAUUCUAAUACAGCGCGGAAUCAAGUGGGAGUGGAUACAGGUACAAUACCAACCAUUUCCUCAAGAUCAACGAAAUCAGCUGCUGAACCUAAAACAACACUUGAAAUUGUACUCCUUGCGAUCAUCAUUGCUGUAACUAUUGCUGCUAUUGCUAUUCCAGCAACUGUUAUUAUAGCAACAACAGCAAUAUCAAAGUUGCCAAUUGGUACAAUUAUUUUAUAUAGUGGCACUCUAUCAACUGUGACCAGUUCAAAUUAUAAAUGGUUAGCCUGCGAUGGCUCACAAGUGUCUCGUACAACCUAUUCUGAUUUAUUCAACGUAAUUGGCGUAACUUAUGGAUCAGGUGACGGUUUUAAUACCUUUAAUUUGCCUGAUUUUCGUAAUCGAUUUCCAUUGGGUAGUGAUGAAAGCAGUAGUUUAUUGGCUGCUGGAGGUGCAUCAACACAUACAUUGACUGUAGCAGAGUUGCCUGCGCAUACCCACGGUACAGGUACACUGUCAACUGUCGCCGCUGGUGGACACACGCAUUCCUACACUGAUCCGGGUCAUGAUCAUGGAGGAACAACAGGUAGUGCAACUUUCGCUAGCGGAUCAUUUUCUAUAACAUCUGGUGGUGGUCAUGGUACUGAUGCUGGAAGUCAUACUCACACAAUCCCUAAUGGUGCAACAGGUAUUACAAUAAAGAGAGCUGGAAGUCACACACACACAAUACAGGGUUCAACGGCGUCUGAAGGUUCCAAUCAGCCAUUCGACAUAAUGCCGCCUUAUCAAACCAUACAUUAUAUCAUUCGAGCAUGA
Molecule: messenger RNA, 801 nt
Organism: Adineta steineri
Lineage: Eukaryota; Metazoa; Rotifera; Eurotatoria; Adinetida; Adinetidae
Source: the annotation of a GenBank genome assembly